Messenger RNA from Caenorhabditis elegans, 944 nucleotides. RefSeq names its product YEATS domain-containing protein (gene Y105E8B.7). The record is from RefSeq and is marked reviewed. Bases 87 to 896 code for a protein of 269 amino acids. Gene Ontology annotation, cellular component: nucleus. Gene Ontology annotation, biological process: regulation of DNA-templated transcription. NCBI's taxonomy places the organism in Eukaryota, Metazoa, Nematoda, Chromadorea, Rhabditida, Rhabditidae. The transcript is spliced from 4 exons.
GCAUUUGUGAAAGGAAUUCGAAUUUAGGUCACAUGUUGAUAUAUUAGAGUUGAAAAUCAAUUUGUUACAUAUCUAGAAACAUAGAAAUGCAUAUAGUUGAGGUAAUUGUUGGACAUUCAUCUACACGGCUUCCGGAAAACAAUGAGAAUGGUCACACUCACAAAUGGACACUUUUUGUGAAGCCCGGAAAUCGUGAUUAUGACGAGUUUCCUGACAAUAAGCUCAUCCAGAAAGUCAAAUUCGAGAUUCAUGAGUCGUUUGCACAACCGGUUCGGUUUGUGACAAAACCUCCGUUUAAGAUAACCGAAACGGGAUUCGCCUCCUUCACAACGCUAGUCACAAUUUUUUUGAAUCUUCCAAACGAAAAGCCACGUACAAUCCCAUACGAAUUAACCCUAUUCACCGGAGAUCAAGAUGUUCAAUUAGAAACUCAAAAGCUAGUUGUUCAAAAGGAUGUACCCCCGGCGUACCUGGAACUUAUCAAGAAAUACGCUAGAACUAAAAAACGAAAGGCUUCACUUAUAUCGAAUGAUGAAAAAUCGCCUUCGAGGAAAAUGCACAAAAUUACUCCGGUGAAGGAAGAGGAAUCAUCUCAGAAAAUGAGUAAAUCGAAGGAAAAGGGAGUGCCAAUUCCGAAAAUUGAUAUAGAAAUCGAGAAAGCCUCACCUAAAAAGGAGAAAAAGGAGAAGGUCAAGUCACCGGAAGAGUUAACGAGAAGAUUGAAUGAGUGCACGGAUUCUCAUGUUAUUUAUAAAGCCAGCGAAUAUCUACUCACUCUGCCGGACACCAAAUUGUCACAAACUACACUAAAACUCUCAUUUGAUCUCUCCAGAUGUGAUAGCACAACUCUAAUGGAUAUCGGACGGAUUUUGAAGGGAAAAAAGGCGAAAAAAUAAAAAUAAAAAAUUCUAUUGGCUUGUUUUUUGCGAAUAAAAUUGUUUUUC